UUAACUGUUAUCUACAUCACUAUUAUUAUCCUAAUUAACGACACGUAAAUAAAAAUUGUGAACAAUCUGAGAAUUGGCUAAAGAAUUCUAGUCCAAAAAUCAUCCUAUUAGUGAUAGAAUGUCUACCAAAAUUGAUGCAAAAAAUAUAAACAGUACGGCCUCUGAGAAAAACGACUGGGAUCAAAAUGAUGAUGAUAACUGGGAUGAUUGGGGUGAUGCCGAAGAUAAUUUUGAGGAUCCGCCUGAUUCCAAAUUAUUGGAGGACAAUGAUGCAAAGGGCAAAAUAAAUGUAGAAAAUAAUAAUUCCUUACACACCACAACGGAAACAGCUGAAGAAACUGCACAAGAUUUUAACAAGAACAAAGGGAUAUUAACGGACGUAAGAAAAACGGAAAAUACAAUUACCACUACAAUGCAAAAGCCAACCUCUGGAUGGGGUGGGCUGUUUGGAGGCGUAGUUUCAUCCGUACUUUCAACUGCAACUGAAGGUCUUGGCAAUAUCACAUCAACAGUCAGUCAAGGACUUAAUCAAGUAAUUGGCGUACCCGAUCCAGAAGAACUAGCACGAAUGCAAGCUGCCGAAACAACAAAGCUACAGAGUGAAUUAAAAAAGCCUUCUGGCGUAGAUAAAAAUGACGAGCAAAAAGGUAUAAACGAUAACCAGCAACAUAGAGUUCAGGAACAACAAGGAGGAACGCCUGUUUUCGGAUUGAAUAUAGUUAGUGGAGUGACGACUAUUGGGACGAAGGUACUCAAUACAGGUUUGGAUACACUUGAAGGAAUUGGAAAAAAAACCAUGAAUAUAUUACAAGAAAAUGAUCCACUAUUAAUGAAUAAGAGAAAAUUACUUGGUUUGGAACAUGAUAAACCAAAUCUGAGUGAGGUGCUUAAGGAAGCUAAAAAAGACGCUGAUCACUUAGAAAAUGCUUUGAAACAAAUGAAAUUAGAAAAAUCACGCGAAAUGCUUCGGUUCGAUUUACUUUUCGAGAACAAUUGCGGUCUUGUACACCUGGAAGCACUGGAAAUACUCUCUAAAGAAUCAUUGCUUAAAUUGCAAAAGCUGCAGGAUGCAGUCAGUGGCAAUGCACUUAAAGAAUUGCAAGAGACUAUCACUGAAGUUAAAGAACUGAUGGAAUUGGAGGAUUUAGAGGGCGAAAGUGAUGGAGAUUACGAUGCCGAAGAAUUAAAUGCACAUCUAAUUAGCGCCAUUGAAGAUGCAGAAUUGCAAAUAAAUUUCGAUGAUAUAAUAAGCAAUUGGAGACAAGCGUUGGAUUGGUUUAAAUCAGCACCAGUGAAUGGUACACAUGACACCGUACAGGAUUUUUUUGCCAAAGCUAUUACAUUGUUAGCUGAAGCUUGUGCCUUGCAAAUAAAUAAAUUACACAAAAUCGCCGAGUUAUUGUUGGUGAAAGAACAUCAUAGUACCGCCAAUGAAGUUGAUUGUAUUGUACAAUUGUGCAAGCAAUUCACUACGCAUUUGAAUGGUCUGACAAAUCGAUUUGCCGCUACAUUGACGGGCAUUCAGCUAGACGCGCAGACAGAAGCAGAUGACAUAAUAAAAGCGCGCGUCAGCACAUUGUUCGCUGAAAUGUUGGUGGCAUUACAACAAAUAGACAAGGCUUUUCAUUUGUUCUUACCGAUAUUGCAAAUUGGAGCGGUGUAAAAGAAAUGGAAGAUAAGUAAGUGUUACGGCUUGUUUAUGUUGAAUAAUAUUUUCUAAGUAUUCUUAUUAUCUUUGUAUUUAAUUGCUGCAAUGGUCACUUGAGCUUAUAAUUAAAAGUGUUUGUUGCUAAAAUAAAUAAAUUGUAUUAAUGUUGCACAAUAUUUUGGCAUUCCAUAAAUCGGAAACGCUUUGAUUAUAUGUA
Bactrocera oleae (olive fruit fly) is the source of this 1865-nucleotide messenger RNA. Its product is annotated as protein FAM114A2. NCBI's taxonomy places the organism in Eukaryota, Metazoa, Arthropoda, Insecta, Diptera, Tephritidae. The record is from RefSeq and is a predicted model, not a curated record.